AUGGCGGAUAAAGACAGCGUGGAGAAAUAUCUGGACAAUAAUCCGCAGUUUGCCAAAGAGUACUUUGACAAAAAGGUGCGGGCGGAGGCCCUGACCGCCGCUUUCUCCGCCACCCUCCAGGUGAAGGACACGGCUUCUUUCAAGGAUGUUAACUCGGUGCAGGAGGCCGCCAUCAUUUUCGAGUUGGUGCAGGCCAUGCAGAAGCAAGGCACAGUGGAGGAGUCGCUCCACAAAGUGUUGCAGAGGGUGGCCCUUAUCUUGCAGGCCGACAGAGUCAGCUAUUACGUAUGUAGGUCCAGGAACGGGACCCCUGAACUGGCCACGUCCCUUUUCGACGUCACCCCGACUUCCAAAUACGAGACAAACCUGGUGCACCCCCAGACCGAGAUUGUCUUCCCCCUGGAGAUGGGGAUCGUGGGAUUUACCGCUUCCUCCAAAAAGCCGCAAAAUGUUCCCGACGUUUCCCAGAAUAAAAAGUUCAGCGACUUUGUGGACAAGCAGACGGGCUACAAGACCAAAUGUAUGCUGACGCACCCGCUCAUGGCUGACAAGGAGUGCCUGGGAGUGGUGACGGCGCUCAAUAAGAUCGGAGCUCCUCACUUCACAGCCGAGGACGAAGCGCUCUUCCACAAGUACAUGACCUUCGCGCACGUCAUCGCCCUGCAGCAUCACACUACCUACAUGUUCAACGUGGAGUCUAGGAGGAGUCAGGUGCUGCUGUGGUCUGCCAGUAAAGUUUUUGAAGAGUUGACUGACAUCGAGAGGCAGUUCCACAAAGCGCUCUACACCGUCAGGACCUACUUGCAAUGCGAGCGAUACUCAGUGGGCCUCUUGGAUAUGACCAAAGAGAAGGAAUUCUACGACGAAUGGCCGGUGAAACUGGGAGAUGUGGAACCUUACAAAGGCCCGAAAACGCCAGACGGAAGGGAAGUCAUCUUUUACAAGAUCAUCGACUACCUCCUGGAGGGCAAGGAAGAAAUUAAAGUCAUACCGGGUCCUCCAGCAGAUCAUUGGGCUCUGGUUAGCGGACUUCCCACCUACGUGGCAGAGAACGGCUUUAUUUGCAACAUGAUGAACGUGGCCGCAGAUGAUUUCUUCACUUUUCAGAAAGAGGCGGUGGACGAGACGGGUUUUGUCAUCAAAAAUGUGUUGUCGCUGCCAAUCGUCAACAAAAAGGAGGAAAUUGUGGGCAUCGCCACGUUCUUCAACCGGAAAGACGGAAAGCCAUUCGACGAAUACGACGAGCAGAUCACUGAGGCGCUGACCCAGUUCCUGGGGUGGUCUGUGCUCAACUGCGACACCUACGACAAACUCAACCACAUGGAGCACCGGAAAGAUAUCGCUCAGGAGAUGCUCAUGUACCAGACCAAGUGCACGACCGAUGAGCUGCAGUCCAUCCUGAACACUAAAGAAAAGUUCAAUAGUGAGCCUGAGGACUGUGACCAAAAGGAAAUGUACAAACUAUUGAGAGCCACGUGCCCGACGGCCGACAAUGUCAAUGGCGAGAACUUGUACUCGUUCGCCUUCAGCGACUUCCCCGUGUCUGAGUUCGACCUGAUCAAGGCCGGCAUUCGCAUGUUCUUUGAGCUUGGGGUCGUGGAGAAGUUUAAAGUUCCCGCAGAGACAUUGACCAGGUGGAUGUACACAGUGAGGAAGGGCUACCGUUCUAUCACCUAUCACAACUGGCGGCACGGCUUUAACGUGGGACAUACCAUGUUCUGCCUGCUUCAGACAGGAAAGCUGAGGAAAUACUACUCGGACCUGGAUGCCUUCGCCAUGGUGGCCGCCGCGUUCUGUCACGAUAUCGACCACAGAGGCACAAACAACCUCUACCAGACCAAGAGCGCAUCUCCUCUGGCCAAACUUCACGGCUCGUCCAUUAUGGAGAGGCACCACUUGGAGUACAGCAAGACGCUCAUGGGCGAGGAGAGCUUGAACAUCUUCUGCAACCUUCAGAAACGGCAGUUCGAAACCGUGCAGCAUCUCUUUGACGUCUGCAUCAUUGCCACCGAUCUGGCGCUUUACUUCAAGAAAAGAACCAUGUUCCAAAACAUCGUAAACGCCACCGAGCCCAUGACGGAUGAAAAGGAGUCUACGGCUUUCGUCUCCAACAAUCCCACCCGGAAGGAGAUCGUCAUGGCCAUGAUGAUGACCGGCUGUGACUUGUCAGCCAUCACCAAACCCUGGGAAGUACAGAGCAAGGUGGCGCUGAUGGUCGCCGCGGAAUUCUGGGAACAGGGAGAUUUGGAGAGGACGGUUUUGGACCAGCAACCCAUUCCCAUGAUGGACAGGAACUGUGCUGAGCAGCUACCCAAGAUGCAGUGCGGUUUUAUUGACUUUGUCUGCUCGUUUGUGUAUAAGGAGUUUGCCCGCUUCCAUAAGGAGAUCCAACCCAUGUUUGACGGCCUGAACAACAACCGCGCCCACUGGAAUGAACAAGCCGAGGUGUACAACGCUAAGAUGAAGGCCAUUGAGGACGAGAAGAAGAAACUGGAGGAGGAGGAAGCCAGGAGAGCUGGUGGUGGCGACAGCAAGUCAAAAACGUGCACCAUAUGCUGA
Nerophis lumbriciformis (worm pipefish) is the source of this 2559-nucleotide messenger RNA. Lineage: Eukaryota; Metazoa; Chordata; Actinopteri; Syngnathiformes; Syngnathidae. The record is from RefSeq and is a predicted model, not a curated record.